Messenger RNA from Oldenlandia corymbosa var. corymbosa, 181 nucleotides. The record is from the annotation of a GenBank genome assembly. NCBI's taxonomy places the organism in Eukaryota, Viridiplantae, Streptophyta, Magnoliopsida, Gentianales, Rubiaceae.
AACAUGGUGCUUGGAACCAUCAGUCCUAUGGGAUCAAGCAACUAAGUUCUUUAAGAACUUAUAUGCUGGGAAUUCAGGUCCAGUGGGUGAGUACGUUAUUAAAGGGGAGUUCCCAAGACUAAAACCAAGACAAAUGGCAAGGAUGGAAAGGCCAGUGGAAGAAGAGGAGAUACGCAAACCG